AUGAUUGUAUCUCUAUUUAACCGCGGCGCGUUGUCGCUCGCGGUUUUGUCGCUUCUCGCGUCAUCUGCUGCAGCUGAUGUGUUUGAGAGUUUGUCUGCUGUUCCUCAGGGAUGGAGAUAUUCUCGCAAACCGCGUGCUGAUCAGACCAUGAAGCUGCAGAUUGCUCUGGCACAGGGGGAUACUGCCGGAUUCGAACAGGCUGUGAUGGACAUGUCCACUCCUGAUCAUCCCAGCUAUGGAAAACACUUCAACACCCACGAGGAGAUGAAGCGUAUGCUGCAGCCCAGCGCCGAGUCCGCAAACUCGAUCCGUGACUGGCUCGAAAGCGCUGGUAUUACCAGAAUUGAACAAGAUGCAGACUGGAUGACCUUCUACACCACCGUGGAGACGGCAAAUAAGCUGCUGGCAGCCAAUUUCAAUUUCUAUGUCAACAGUGCCAAGCACACCGAGCGUCUUCGCACCCUCGAAUACUCCGUUCCGGAGGCUCUGGUGUCACACAUCAACAUGAUCCAGCCAACCACCCGCUUCGGCCAGAUGCGCGCCAACCGGGCCAUAUUGCAUACUCAGGUCAAGGAGACUGACGAGGCUUUCCGUUCAAACGCCAUGUCCGCUACCCCGAACUGCAACAGCAUCAUCACUCCCCAGUGUCUCAAGGACAUUUACAAUGUCAGCGACUACAAGGCCAGCAGCACCAUCGGAAACAAGGUCGGGUUUGCCAGCUACCUGGAGGAGUAUGCACGCUACUCUGAUCUGCAACUAUUUGAGAAAAAUGUUGCGCCCUCUGCCGCGGGCCAGAACUUCACCGUUGUCCAGUAUAACGGCGGUGGUAAUGAUCAACAUGCGAGCUCUGACAGCAGCGAGGCGAAUCUCGACUUGCAGUACAUCGUUGGAGUCAGCUCUCCUGUUCCCGUUACCGAGUUUAGCGUUGGCGGUCGUGGUCUACUUGUUCCCGACCUCGACCAGCCAGACCCAAAUGAUAACAACAACGAGCCGUACCUUGAGUUCCUCCAGAACGUGCUCAAGUUGGACAGCAAGGACCUUCCCUAUGUUAUUUCCACCUCUUACGGUGAGGACGAGCAGAGCGUUCCCGCGACAUACGCCCGCACCGUUUGCAACAUGUUCUCACAGCUUGGCAGCCGUGGUGUCUCCGUCAUCUUCUCAUCUGGCGACUCCGGCGUUGGCGCCGCGUGCCAGACAAACGACGGCAAGAACACGACCCACUUCCCACCCCAGUUCCCUGCCGCCUGCCCAUGGGUGACCUCAGUUGGCGCGACAACCCACACCGCACCCGAGAAGGCCGUAUACUUCUCGUCCGGCGGCUUCUCCGAUCUCUGGGACCGCCCAACGUGGCAAGAUGACGCCGUGGAAGCGUAUCUCGGCACCCUGGGUGACACCUGGUCCGGCCUCUUCAACCCUGCCGGUCGCGCCUUCCCCGAUGUCACAGCCCAAGGCCAAAACUACGCUAUCUACAAUAAGGGCUCGUUGACCAGCGUCGACGGUACCUCCUGCUCGGCACCUGCCUUUGCUGGAAUCAUCGCCCUCCUCAACGACGCCCGCAUUAAGGCCAGCCAAGCGCCCAUGGGAUUCCUCAAUCCCUGGCUGUACUCGACCGGCCGCAGUGGCCUGAAGGAUAUUGUCGAUGGCAGCAGCACGGGUUGCGAUGGAAACGGUCGUUUCGGCGGUGCUAGUAACGGUGGGCCGGCCGUUCCAGGUGCUAGCUGGAACGCUACUAAGGGCUGGGACCCUGUUUCUGGUCUUGGAUCGCCUAACUUUGGUAUCAUGCGCGAGCUUGCGAUCGCUAAGUAG
Penicillium vulpinum is the source of this 1806-nucleotide messenger RNA. RefSeq names its product S53 family peptidase. Lineage: Eukaryota; Fungi; Ascomycota; Eurotiomycetes; Eurotiales; Aspergillaceae. Gene Ontology annotation, biological process: proteolysis. The record is from RefSeq and is a predicted model, not a curated record. The transcript has 3 exons. Bases 1 to 1806 code for a protein of 601 amino acids. Gene Ontology annotation, molecular function: tripeptidyl-peptidase activity; serine-type endopeptidase activity.